Messenger RNA from Triplophysa rosa, 3158 nucleotides. RefSeq lists its product as uncharacterized. Gene Ontology annotation, molecular function: serine-type endopeptidase activity. The coding region runs from base 404 to 1393 and encodes 329 amino acids. Gene Ontology annotation, biological process: proteolysis. The record is from RefSeq and is a predicted model, not a curated record. NCBI's taxonomy places the organism in Eukaryota, Metazoa, Chordata, Actinopteri, Cypriniformes, Nemacheilidae. The transcript is spliced from 6 exons.
UAAACACAAACUUUUAUUCUAGAUGUGAUUAAUCGCGAUUAAUCGUUUGACAGCCCUAAUAUAAACUACACAAGGCCGUAUUAAUUAUUUAUCAGGGUUUAAAUGUGUCCUUGUACAGCAGGAGGUCAUGUGAAGGUCGGCUAACAACUGUUUGGAUGUUGGCAUGGCGUGACCAUAAGAAGGCUACUGGUGAUCCAUUCAGGGUGAGUUGUUUUGCACACUGGCAAGUGACUGAAAAUGCUGAUAGGACUCCCAUGAUCCUCUGCGGCCAGCUUGUUCUGAAAACCCUCAGCUACCCCACCAGAAAAAUCCAGGACAGGGAGGGGCGUUGUCAAAAUGCUUUGUCCCAGUGACAGGGGCGUGGAUAGGACAAAGAAUGGCUCCUGUACUGGGCAUAGUAUAAAUGCAUAAUCUCCAAAGCGCAACACACAGUUACUGUAAGAUCAUGGCGGUAAGGAGAUUUUUUCUGCUACUGUUAAUACAGCUGGGCCUGGCGUUGGACAGGACCUCCAUCCACGCAUUCAACCCCAGUCGCCUUCAACAGCACAAAGUCCUUCAUCUUGACUGGCCGAAAGACUGUGGCCUGGCUCAUUUCAAGCCAAGCACAGUCGAGCGUAUCGUGUCCGGCAAUGAGGCCAGACCUCACUCCUGGCCAUGGCAAGUUUCACUGCAGGUUCGUCCCAGGGGAAGUAAACAUUACGUACAUGUGUGUGGAGGGACCCUGAUCCACAAGAACUGGGUUCUUACUGCAGCACACUGCUUUCAAAAGGGAAAAGCAGAGGACGCUAACAGCUGGCGUAUCGUUUUGGGUAAGCACCAGUUGAAGAGAUCAGAGUCGGCUGAGCGAAUUUUCCCUGUGAAGAGGAUCUACAGACACGAGCACUUCCGUUAUCCGGCUCACAGUGAGCUGGAUUAUGACAUCGCAUUGGUCAAAGCUGCCACGGAUAUCCAGACCACUGACUUCAUCCGCUACGCCUGCCUGCCGCGCAAGCAGACCAACCUCAAACCAGGACACUACUGUUGGGUAACUGGCUGGGGAGACACACGAGGUGGAAAAGAAAAUGUGUCACUAGCUGAGACACUGAAUCAAGCUCGACUCCCCAUCAUGGACUACAAGACCUGCAAACAGAAGAAAUUCUGGGGUGACCGUGUGAGACACUCCAUGAUCUGUGCUGGCUUCCGGGAUACAGAAGGCACUCCAGCCGCCUGCCAGGGUGAUUCUGGUGGUCCACUGCUGUGUCAGGUGGGAAGAGACCACUGGGAAGUCCACGGCAUUGUAAGCUUCGGCCCCAUCGGCUGCACGGUGGAGAACAAGCCCAGUGUCUUCACGCGCACCGCGGCAUACAUCCCAUGGAUAGAGGCCACACGCAUCAGGGACUUCUUCAUGCACUGAUUUGUCACCUCCCAGAAUUCCCUGCCCACAACUGCAGGAGAAUACGUGAUAACAGCUUUAGUGCCAUGUCCCGGUCUGGAUCCGGUCAUCCUGUUGUGGAUGUGCCCUGGCGGCCACCAAAGUUAGGGUAGUUUGCACUGCUUUGCAAGUCGUGCAUGUGAGAUUCUUCUGGGCAUUGCUGUAGUAUAUCAACUGCUUUUAGCUAAAUCACACAAUCACAUUGUGUUCAGCAAAGCACAAAUUCUGGCUAUUGUGAGUCACACUCCUCAGCUAUUUUUUCUGUAAGGACUGGCAUGUACAUUGUUUAGUCCAUAAGGUGCUUUGAUGGUCAGCGUAAGGUAUUGAUAGGAAAUAGCUCAUAUGUUACACCUGCUAUUCUUUUCACUGAACAGAAAAAUGUAUACAAAUAAUUUCUAAUGAAUCCCCCAUUUAAAUCCUAAAAAAACAGUCAAACAUAUCUUGGGAAAAUAAAAAAAAUACAGUAGUUACUGUAUUUAAUGAAUGCAUGAUGUAUCAAAGUCAAUCUAUGAAACAGAGAAUAUUUGGGUUAGUUAGCCUAUACAAGACUAAUUGGAUAUUGAAUUGCCUAUAGUUGUUCUGGUUGAGAAACAAACUAUAUUUUAUUUCUUAAAAUGCUUUCAUUCUGCAUGUGUACACCAUAAAAUAUAGAAAGGCAACAAAAGGAAACAUUCAUUUUGUAAUAACAGGUCAUUAUUAGUCUUUCACACUUCAACUGCUUCCAAAUAAACCCAUAAAACAAGACCCCUGUCAAUUCAUUUUUUUCACAUAUACACUGAAAAAAGUGAAACUUUGGACCAACUUAAAAAAAUUACGUCAACUUCUUUUCUCAAAUUAUAUUUAUGGCUUGGUUCAAAUCAAAAUUUAUACAAUUGAGCAAACGACCAAUAUUGUUAUCAGUGUUUGCUUUAGUUGGGCUUUUGAUCCCUGACUUUAAAUGUUAAAUGAAAUCUCCUUAAGUGUUUACAAUAGUGUUUCAAUAAGAACACUCGUGCAUUAAUAAGAAAAGAUGCUUAAAAAGUUAAGCUUUGAUAAAGAUGAGAAGUGACACUAAAUAAUGUGGAAGUUGAUCUUUUACGACUGAUUCGAAUGUCCUGGUUCACAAAUGCAAAGAUACUGUGAUAAAAUAAACAGACAAUUGUCUGACUUAGACAUCAACAGUCAUACAAACCUCAACAAUGGUGACAAUCAUCAAACUAAUUCAGAUAAACAGAUCAACUGCAAUGCAUGCUGGGAGUCAUGAAUGAGUUUUGUACAAUGAUGUUACCCAGCAUGCAUUGCAGCAUGAAGCUUUCUUUUGUUGAUUGUCGAGAUUCAUACACUGAUUCUUGAUGUCUAAUUGAGUCAACAAUUUAACCAUUUUUUGAGUGUUUUAGUAGCACUUUAGUUUAGUUUUAACCAUGCACACAAUGAUUACAGUCACCAAUCACUUGAUCCCAAUGGAUCUUAGUUUUCAUUGCCUCAACAAAUGUAUUUUAACACUCUGUCGCAUCAGACAAUGACAACUUAUUGGCAGUAUGUUGUAUUUUGGCAGUAUUGUUGUGGUUGAGAGUAUCAGUAGAACAUCAGGACUGAAGCACUGGACCAGCUGACAGAGAGGAUUCAUUUCUUUGCUCAUCUCUUGGUGUUUCAGGGCUUUAUAAUGAUACGAGUGAGGCUCACUUUUUGAAAUUAGCCAAUUCUCUCUCUCACUCAUACACACAAAGACGUAUGUUUCAUCUUAGGAUAAUAGUUAAUAUACGUUAAA